This is a messenger RNA of Drosophila kikkawai, 1440 nucleotides long. RefSeq lists its product as uncharacterized. Lineage: Eukaryota; Metazoa; Arthropoda; Insecta; Diptera; Drosophilidae. The record is from RefSeq and is a predicted model, not a curated record.
AAUGGAGAGAAGUUGAUCAGAUAUGUAGGUGCUUUCGGUGUGUUGUUGCCAGUUGGUUUCAGUUUGUUGCUUGUGGCUUGACUCAAUUGGCAAGGUCACUAGAUCAAUUACAAGGCAGAUUUGUUACAAGCUCUUCUCGUUCCAACUUUUUACUUUACUCUAGAGAGCGAGCGAGUCUAACCUAAAAAUUCCCGUACAUGUGCUUUCGGCACUCACACACAUCCAUGCUUGGACGGAGAACAGAGAGGCCACACUCACCCUCUCUCUCUCUAGCACACACACACACACAAGAGCUUCAUCUUUUUACAGUUUGAUAAUGACGAAAGAAGAGGGAAUGAAAGGAGAGGCAAGAACCGCCCGCCCAAGAAAUCGACAAAGAAACGCAGAAUAUAAAGUGAAAUUUUUGACGUUGUUACUCUGCUGGUCACACAUUAGCCGGCUGUUCGAUUUUGUUGACAAAAUGUUGGAUGCCGAAUUAAACGAUUUACCAGAUAUUAAAGCUCCAGAACUAACUUUUGAGCACUUGGUGAAGGUCCUGAGUUCACUCCGACCGCUGCAGCGUUACAGUUUUUGUGUGGAGGCCCAAAACGAAGGCGACGUGGAUAAGCUGUAUAAGGGCUUCCUGAAGCUGCUUAAGGGCAACCUAAGCCUGGAGGAGGUUGUCGCCCUCUACUCUGCAUCAGUGGUUUUGUUCCUGCUGGCAGAUGACGACCGGGAACGGUCGUGCAACCAGAGGCUGGAGCUUUUAAACAAGACCUUCAACUACUCGGACACCCUGAAGCCAACUAUGAUCCACUUCGCCACCGUGGAAAUGAUGAAUAGUCUCAGGCUGGCCAACACCAACGAGGAGUACUUCUUUAUCUACCUGUUGGACGCAAUUCCACAUGUUCUUGUGGCUAGCGACACGGGCAAGAUGAUCUCUCUCGGCCUGCUUCGCGCUCUAAUAGCUGUCUUGUCCGGUUCUCGGAUUAUCCUGUACAUCUAUCGCAGCCUGUGGGAGGCUUGGGAGAUGGUGCCACAAAUUAGCCAGAACAUGAUACUCCUGGAAUGGUCACUUCGCAGAACCUACGCCCUGCUAAAGGCUUUCUCGCUCCUAAUGGCCGCUGUCGCUUUCAACUCUGGCAAUCGGGAACUGAAGCAGGCUGGUUACAGGGGCUUCGAACUGCCCAACUGCACAACGGAGAUCUCCGACUGGUUCAGAACUCUGAGGGACAGGCUCGAGGAGAAGCACACGGAAUUAAAGUGCAAAGUGGGACUUCAGCUGGUGCGUUUCGUGGACCACAACAUCCUUGCGAGCCUCACUGAAACGGGGAACGAGUCCACCUCCGAGGCGGGGAACGAGGCGACUUCGGAGGCGGGAAAUGACACCGCCGGAUGAGUUUUACUGUGUAUUAUUUAUUGGUUUGUAUUAGUAAUAGAAUGUUUGAAUUAGCUCAUAAA